Molecule: messenger RNA, 962 nt
Organism: Aspergillus heteromorphus CBS 117.55
Lineage: Eukaryota; Fungi; Ascomycota; Eurotiomycetes; Eurotiales; Aspergillaceae
Product: acyl-CoA thioesterase
Exons: 2
Coding region: 126-962 (278 amino acids)
Source: RefSeq, a predicted model, not a curated record
UCUCUGCUGUCCCUGCUGGUCUUCUCUUUUUUCCCGACUGGACGUGGAUAAACACAGCUGAGCUGCUGUGAUCGAACAUAUCCUCGAGUGACGCGUUACUCGGUUCAGAACCACCAGCCGAAACCAUGAAUAUGGAGAUGUCAUCCCUGCUCGACUCGUUUACCUGGCAAAACGCCCUCCUGGUGGCAGGAGGCGCCUACGUGCUGCUCAAUAUGAAAGGCGUGCCUUUCGUCUGGCAUAUCCGCCUCCUCAACUGCCUAAAAGAGCACAUCAUCCUGCACCGCGCGCGCAAACUCUCCAUCACCACCCACGGCGCCCAAUCCCUCUUCUAUCCCGUGAUAACCACCUCCUCGUCCCCGCUUCUCGAAAUCGACUACAACCUCCACAAGUCCAACGCCACCUACUUCACCGACCUGGACAUCAACCGUGUGCACCUGAUUGCCACUCUGUUCAAGAACCAGCUCGCGCUGGGCUUUAUGGGCGGGGAUCUGGGUAUUGCCCUCGGCUCGACUGCUUGUGUCUUUAAGAGGGAGAUUAAGCCUUAUCAGCGGUAUGAGAUUCACACGAGGGUGUUGUGUUGGGAUGAGAAGUGGUUGUAUUUUGUCAGUCAUUUCGUGAAGGUGGGAGGGAAGGGGAGUGUGGUUUUUGAGGCGGGGGGGAAGGGAAGGAAAGGGAUGGGCAUGGGGAGGGCCGGGGAUGUGGAUGAGAAGAGGGUUUUGGCGUCUGCGAUUACGAGGUAUGUGUUUAAGAAGGGGAGGAUUUCGGUCGCGCCGGAGAAGGUGUUGAUGCAGGCGGGGCUGUUGCCUGAGGUGGAUGGGAAGGGGGACGGGGACGGGUUCUGGACGUAUGAGAUGGUUGAGGAGGAGCGGAAGAGGGGGCUCGAGGUGGCCAAGUCGUUUCUUGCCCUGGAUGCGUUGCAUGGGACGUUCCGGGGGAAUAGGAAUGCGAUUGGGGUGUUUUGA